AUUGAUGAUGCAGCGAUUGGAGGUGGAAGAAGAAGAAUCCCAAGAGGAGGAGGAUUAUGAGAUUGUGAUGUUCCGCCGAGAUGGCACGGUCGUAACUUUGGCUCCUUCGACGAUACCACUUAUCCGGCCAUGCGUUACACGUUUGGACACAUCCCAAAAUCAAGUUUUGUUGGCUGCGACAGCGGAUUGCAGAUCUUCUCAAUCAAACUCCUCCUCCGCAACACCAGCACAACAGACCAUCAGCUCCAGUGGCCACUUCAUGUCUAUGGCCUCGUCGUUACCAGGGACUCUCUUGAUCCUAGGCGCAACCUUCUCUUUAAUCGCACUAGAGACAACUGCCAAAUCCUUACUCAACAGGAUCCCUUUCUAGUGCUAACAGGACCGUCUCGCGCAAUUGUCUUAAUUGAUCCUGUUCAAUUUGAGGUUCAGCUCAAAGCAAAGUCCAAUAACAACACCCUGCAUGAUCAUCCUGACCAAGAUCAAAUUGUUAACUUUGGAGUGGUGAAUUCUGGCUAUCUUCCGGGCCCAACGAGUCAUUGCAUCGGCAAGCGAAGUGAGGUCGAGUUCGCAAUCUCAGUGCUUGAUCGGUCAAUUGAGGCCACUAUCAUCAGUGCUGAUCGGUCGAGUUCGCAAUCGUCAUGGCCGGAUCAUCUCCAAGGAAGGCUUAUUUCCCGUACGGCCAGCACAAUUCAUCAAGAAAUCGUGUUACUUGAUUCUCAAAAACAACAAGAUGGAAAAAUGCCUAUCGAUGAUGACGGCUUCAUUCAGCUUUCAAGGCGUGUUGUUUCGGUAGAACUGGCUGGCCAACUCAUAGUUCAAGUGCUGGCUUUCAAUUCCCAGCAGCAAGUAGUUGACAAUGACAACGACAACAAGAAGGAUGAGAUUGUUGCAAAACACGAGAUUGUUUUUGAUCCUAAGGAAGCUUCAUUGAGUGUGGAGACGUGUGAGCUACAACUAGGAGGAGGAGGAGGAGGAGGAGGAGGCCCAUGUAAGCUUCAAAUCUCUGUUGCUUGGUCUCUGGUCGAUAGGCUUCCCCCUGUUGGCUAUUUCUAACUUACCCAUUUCGAUCGCUGCCA
Molecule: messenger RNA, 1076 nt
Organism: Oryza sativa Japonica Group (Japanese rice)
Lineage: Eukaryota; Viridiplantae; Streptophyta; Magnoliopsida; Poales; Poaceae
Source: RefSeq, a predicted model, not a curated record